CUUACAAAAUUCUUGUAAGCAUCUUCCAAGAACGCCAAGUAUUAGACGACUGGUGCUAAUCGGUAGCUGGACACCAUGAGCACUACCAGUGGGAAGUCAGGAAACAGAACCGAACGCCAGGCUACUGAGGCAGCUGUAGUCACCGGAAUCGACAGCCUUACUAUCGUGGAUAAAGCGAAAAGCGGAGCGAAGGAUGCUGCGAAUCAGGUAACUGGCGCAGAAUGCGCAGCAGCUCUACAGCCUACAAAAACGGUCCUGAAUCCCAAGGCAGAUGAUGCAGUCGGUGCCGUCGCCGAGGAUCGUACGACGGGAACCAAGCCAAAGCAAGUAACUAAUCCAAGGGCUGCAGUCCCUGUCGACCCUCAACAAUUAUCGACGGCUCCAGCCGGUACGACAUUGUCCAGUAUACGAGUCAGAGUCACUAGAUUUAGCCAUUGCGAAAUGUGCAACGAUCGCGACAAUAGCAGGAUGGUGCAAUGCGAUAAUUGCAGUCUAUGGUAUCACUUUUCGUGCGUUGAUGUGACUAGUGGUAUAGCAGAUUAUAGCUGGGUCUGCCCUGCGUGUGCGGAAGAAAGCAGACAGCUGCACGGGACGUCAGCGCAUUGUGAGAUUCUACAUCAAGAUCCAUCGUCCAAUCAGUUGAGUUCUAAGAGGUCUCUUGGAAAAACGAGCAGCAAGCGAAGUGAGCAGCGAAGAAUCGAUCGUCGGCUACAGAAACUAGAAGAAUUAAAGGAACUGGAAAAAAGGUUUUUAGAAGAAAAAUAUCGCAUUCUGGACGAAGAAGACGACGACGUUGGAACGGUAACAAGCGAUGAUUCUAUGGCCACCAACGAAAUAGUAAAAAUUCAAGGUUGGCUGAGAGAGACGGAUCAAUGUGGUGAGGGCGACUCUGGGCUUGUCGAAGAGGAUGUGCGACCAAAUCCUGCUAUCGGCGGAAAUACGGGCCAUGAAACGCUUCAUGGGUUUGCGCCAAAUCAACGCUCUACGCCACGGAGUCAAAUCAAUCGUCAAGCACCAAGAUCAGAUUCGGCAGCGGCACGUGGUACCAAUAUGCAAUCCCACCGAAUGAUGGAUACUUUCAGUAUAUCCCGGUCCGAGCUGCGGUCUGGAACACGGAUGCAGUCCUACCCGACAAGAACUCUAGGGUGCCCAUCAGCAGCGAAAGUUCAUUUUCAGCAACCUGCGCAGUCAGAGAUAAGAAAUCAACAGCAUAUUAGUUCCGGGUCAGAUCGAAUACAACGACGUGAACGCUACCCAUCGUUAAUCGACGAGCCAGAACAUGACCAACAUCUAGACGAAGAUUCUUUAUGCGUUCUAAAUCGGAGUCAAUUAGCGGCGCGGCAGGUCGUGCCCAAAGAUCUUCCGGAAUUCAGCGGGAAUGCAGAGGAUUGGCCUCUGUUUUAUUCGACGUACAAUUCUUCGACACACAUGUGUGGUUUUUCUAACGAGGAAAACAUGCUGCGUAUUCGAAAAUGCUUAAAAGGCAAAGCCCUCGAAGCCGUACGAUGUCGGCUCCUUCAUCCGACUAACGUUGCCGGUGUGAUGUCUACGUUAAAAAUGCUGUAUGGUAGACCCGAAGCGAUUGUGCACGCGUCGAUUAGGAAGAUCAGAUCACUGCCAGCACCGCAAGUGGAGAAACUUGACACCUUGAUCAACUUUGCGUUGACCAUAGAAAAUUUGGUCGCAACCAUCGAAGCGUGUGGCGUUCAAGAUUUCGUAUACAAUGCAUCGUUGAAGUUUGAACUGAUCGAUCGGCUUCCCCCCGGUUUGAAAUUGGAUUGGGCGAAGCAUUCCAGGAAUAACCCAGCGCCAAACCUUACGGACUUCAGUUCUUGGUUAUAUGCAAUCGCAGAAGACGCCAGCACCGUAAUGCAAACUUCCAGUACCUCAGCCAGAAGCCGAUGGACAAAAAGCGAUGGAUUCAUCAACGUGCAUGCUGACGCUGACUGUACAAAUCUGCGAUCAUUACAAGCAGACAGGCCAGGAUCGCAAAGUUCAUCGUUAGUAGAACUACCAGAGUGUAUCGUUUGCAAAAACGACUGCCAAUCAGUGGCCAAAUGCAAACGAUUUACUGAACUCACUCUGGACGCUAAAUGGGACGUAGUUAGAGAGGCGAAGCUAUGCAGGAAAUGCUUACGUAGACAUAACGGAGUGUGUCGUCAGCAAAAACCGUGCGGUACCAGAGGAUGCACCUUUCUACAUCAUCCCUUGUUACACAAUGAGAGAUCGCAUGUUUCAAAUGGACCAUCGGAAACACCUGCCGACGCGUUUGGUAGUUGCAACAUCCACAUGACUCAAACCAAUGAGAUACUGUUCAGAAUUGUACCGGUAUUGAUUCAUGGACCUUCAAAAGUAAUACGAACCUAUGCGUUCAUAGACGACGGGUCAGAGCUGACACUAAUGGAACAAAGUCUCGCAGACGAAAUAGGAGUUUGGGGCCCAAAGUCAUCCCUGUGCCUUAAAUGGACGGGGGGCACGAACCGAGUGGAAGACGAAUCUCGAAAGGUUGCCGUGGAGAUAUCUGCUGUAGGAUUCGACUCUAGGCGACACCAGUUGACAAAUGUGCAGACAAUUCACGACCUACAACUACGCCCGCAAACCAUGGUGCUUUCUGAACUACAAGAACGAUUCAGUUACCUUAGCGGAUUACCAGUGGAGUCUUACAUCAAUGUCUGUCCUCGUAUCCUUAUCGGGCUGGAUAAUGCGUAUCUCGGACAUGUGCUGAAAAGUCGAGAAGGAAAACCACGCGAACCCAUCGCCGUCAAAACGCAACUAGGAUGGAUAAUCUAUGGCAGUUGUAACCAAAAGCGGCGAAGCUCAAAUUACGUCAAUGUACACACCAUAAAAGUUUGUGACUGUAAUCCACAAACCGAUGAAAACCUGCAUCUUGCGAUGAAAACCUAUUUUGACCUUGACAGCCUGGGGAUUUUAACUCCGAACAAGACUCUUCGAUCGCCCGAAGAACAACGUGCCGUAGAACUCCUGGAAAAGCAGACCAUACCUAAAGCAGGACGAUAUGAAGCGGGACUACUUUGGAAGUAUGAAAACGUACGUCUUCCAAACAGCAAAGAUAUGGCAUACAAGCGAUGGCAAUGUCUAGAUAGACGAAUGAAUCAGGACAAGCAACUAUCGGCAACUAUCCAACAAAAAAUGGCAGAUUACGUGUCUAAAGGGUACGUGCGAAAGCUGACGGAACCUGAACUCAACGUUCGUCCAGCUCGCGAGUGGUACUUACCGGUCUUUCCAGUUAUGAAUCCCAACAAGCCGAAUAAGGUUAGGCUGGUAUGGGAUGCAGCAGCCUGUGCAUAUGGAAUAUCACUCAAUUCGUUACUUCUUAAAGGUCCAGAUCUCCUUACGUCUCUCCUUACGGUGCUCAUUCAAUUUCGAGAAUUCCGUAUCGGAAUAUGCGGAGAUAUCCGUGAAAUGUACUUGCAAAUAUUGCUUAGCAAAGAUACUCGAUUGCGCUUCUUCUGGAAAGAGAACGAACAUGAUACAAGUCCACAAGUCUUCGAAAUGCUGGUAUUGCCUUUUGGAGUUUCGUGUGCGCCGACUAUAGCCCAAUAUGUUAAAAACAUCAACGCCAAACAAUUUGAACACGAGCUUCCUACGGCGGUUCGGGCAAUAGUUGAUCAACAUUACGUCGAUGACAUGCUUUCGAGUGUCGAAACUGAAGGAGAAGCCAUUGCCUUAGCAAGCAACGUAAAACAAAUCCAUGCAGCAGCCGGAUUCGAAAUGAGGAAUUGGAUUUCGAAUUCUGCAACUCUUCUAGAAGCGCUGGACGAACCGAAAACGGAGGAAAAAGAUCUAACAAUAGCCGAAGAAGGUGUGACUGAGAAAGUGCUUGGAUUAUGGUGGAAUACAAACACGGAUUGCUUCACCUUUAAGGUAUCGCCACGAUAUGAUCCUGAGUUGAUAUCAGGAAUGCGAAUUCCGACCAAACGUGAAGUGUUGAGAACCCUAAUGAUGAUAUUUGAUCCAUUGGGGCUCAUAGGUCACUUCCUUAUGUUCCUUAAAGUGAUUUUGCAAGAGAUCUGGAGAACGUCUGUAACCUGGGACGAUCCUAUUGAGGAAAUUCAAUUUGAAAAGUGGUUGCAGUGGCUGAAAGUGUUGCCUGAGGUAGAAAAGGUGGAAGUUCCUCGGUGCUACAGGUCAACGAUAUCGAUCGAAAGUGCUAUGGAGGUGCAAAUGCAUGUAUUUGUUGAUGCGAGUGAAAAUGGAUUUGCAGCGGUAGUGUACCUCCGAUUUCAGCAAGGCAACUUGACUGAAACUGCGUUGGUGGGAUCUAAAACCAGAGUUGCUCCGUUAAAAUUCUUAUCGAUUCCCCGUUCCGAACUUCAAGCUUGUGUUAUUGGAGCCCGAUUUUCCACCAGUAUACUCAAAUCGCUGACUGUAAAGGUAGACAGACGUUUCUUCUGGACCGACUCUAGCGACGUUAUCAGUUGGAUUAAUAGCGACCAUCGCCGGUAUAGUCAAUUUGUAGCCUUCCGGAUCAGCGAGAUACUUGACACUACCGAAAUGCACGAAUGGCAAUGGCUCCGAACCCAAUCCAAUGUAGCCGACGAAGGAACGAAGUGGAAGCGGGUUCCUGACUUGAGGAAUACUAGUCGAUGGUUUACUGGACCUGAUUUUUUGAAGAAACCAAUCAACGAAUGGCCGGUAGAGUUAGCGGCUCCAAAAGCGACCAAUGAGGAACUUCGUCCACAUCUACUCGUCCACGUUAUAGUGCCCGGUCCUGUUAUAGAUCCAGAAAACUUUUCCCAGUGGACACCUCUAGUGCGACGGGUAGCAUUAGUUUUCCGCUUCAUUAGCAACGUAAGAAUUUCUGAUGCUGAGCAGCGAAGCAAAGGAUCACUUACGACUUGCGAACUAGUACGAGCAGAAAGAUAUUUGUACCGUUUUGCACAAUGCUGUGCAUACGCGGAUGAAAUAGCAGUAUUGACAAAUAAGCGCGUAUCAAACGGUAAUGAGAUGUCGGUACCAAAGAGUAGCCCAAUAUAUCAGCUUUGUCCCUUCCUCGAUGAACAUGAUGUCCUCCGUAUGCGAGGCCGAACCGCCGCCUGUCCGUUCGUCGAUCAACAUGCUGUCAACCCAAUCAUUCUUCCAAGGAAUCAUCAAGUCACCCGACUGGUAGUGGGUCAUUAUCAUCGAAUGUAUCACCACCAAAAUCAUAACACUGUCCUCAACGAGCUUCGACAGCGGUACGUCAUAUCACGUUUAAAGGCCACCUUCAACAAGAUCCGUCGUGAUUGCCAGCAGUGCAAGAAUGAUCGCAUACGCCCUCUGGCACCCAUUAUGGGUAAUUUGCCUGUGGCUCGUCUGGCCGCCUACAGCCCUCCAUUUAGCCAUAUGGGUGUCGAUUAUUUUGGGCCUUUAUCAGUCAGUGUUGGGCGCAGGUCUGAAAAGCGGUGGGUCCUCCUAGCAACUUGCCUUACCACGCGGGCUAUCCAUCUUCAAGUUGUGCACUCCAUGACCACCAAUUCCUGUAUUAUGGCUAUAAGAAACGUUAUGGCCAGAAGAGGUACACCUGCUGUUAUUUACAGUGACAGAGGUACGAACUUUCAGGGAGCAUGCUCAGAAUUGGAGACCGCAAUGAAGAACUUAGAUAAUGAGAGACUGGCAAAGGAAUUCACCACUUCGAAUACUACCUGGACGUUCAUCCCUCCCGCAUCUCCACACAUGGGUGGAGCGUGGGAACGCUUGGUCAGAACGGUUAAGCAGAACUUAGACCGGAUCAAACCUAGCGAAAGUAUGCCACACGAAGUCCUGGAAAACAUGCUUAAUGAGGUUGAGAAUAUUAUUAAUUCUCGACCGUUGACGUCGAUCCCUAUCGAUAAUGAUCAAUCUCCAGUCUUGACGCCCAACCAUUUUCUUUUGGGGUCAAGCAAUGGGAUGAGGUCAUGGGUCCCGCUUGAUGAUAGUCCUAGAACACUGAAGAGCAGUUGGCAUUUCUCCCAAAUCUUGGCCAAUCGUUUUUGGAAGCUUUGGCUACAGGAUUACCUGCCAUCAAUCACCCGCCGAACCAAAUGGUUUACAGAAACCAAGCCAAUCAAGGUCAACGAUAUUGUUAUAAUAGUGGAUCCUAAGCUUGCCCGGAACUGCUGGCCUAAGGGGAGGGUAAUAGGUAUCAAGAAGAGUACAGAUGGACAAGUACGGAGCGCUACAGUGCAAACUUCCAGUGGCAUAUACGAACGACCAACAGUUAAGCUCGCCGUGCUUGACGUAGGCGUCGAAGAAAAUGCGCAUCCAGACGACCAGGAGCGCAUUCUGGGGGGCGCUGUUGAUUCCGCUACGUCGACACUCCGUCGAGCCCCCGAUGCCCCAGUUUCGACCACACCCGACGGCCAUCAAAGGGAUUGUUUCGUGCACGAUAGACGUCAGACCCCGUAGGUAGAAACAAUAGGGACACAGAACAAGCAAGUGAAUGUGAUGACAUGCAGAUCACUCUAGAAGCUAAAAUUAAAAUAAUUUGGAUUAAGUGAAUUACUUAUGCUCUAAUGAAAUGAAUUCCAAGUGCUACUUAUUAUCUAACUGUUUAGAUACCAUGCAAGUAAUUUAAACAUCUAAAUGGUGAAACUCGUGAUCUAUAUGCUAGUUGUUUCUUAUUGCAGUUUUUGAAGUAGCUUACUGGAAUUGUACUACACAUGAAUUCGUAGAUAUAUAUAAAAUUACAGAUAAGGGUGAGACAGAUUAUUUGGCAAAAUGCUUUGAUUAUAUCUACAUAUAUUUUUUCUUUAAUAGCAUAAAUUUAAGGAAGUGCAUUCAAAACUAGUAACUAGGAUACAUACACUUAAACACUAAAUUGAACUACGACACUUGUCACAGGGUGAGCAACUUAACUAUGUUUUAUCAAAAACCAUUAUUUAACCGUUAUAUAACACGAAUUAUUGCAGGAAGAAUUUAUAAGUUGAAGAAUCAACGCAUCAACUAGAACGGUUGAGCGGUAACGAAUUACUACAAGAAUUUUGUAAUUUAUUCUUCGUAUCAUCUCACCAAUAAAUUCACAUAAUUGACUAUUCGUCUAUUACCGCCCAAC
This is a messenger RNA of Aedes albopictus (Asian tiger mosquito), 7033 nucleotides long. RefSeq lists its product as uncharacterized. NCBI's taxonomy places the organism in Eukaryota, Metazoa, Arthropoda, Insecta, Diptera, Culicidae. Gene Ontology annotation, molecular function: nucleic acid binding. Gene Ontology annotation, biological process: DNA integration. The transcript has 2 exons. The record is from RefSeq and is a predicted model, not a curated record. The coding region runs from base 76 to 6387 and encodes 2103 amino acids.